UUUAGUGCUUUAGUGUUUACAUUCAAAGGUAGACUGUGGAGGAUUUUAUUUAAUUUAUAUUUUAAUUAUCUCACAUGCUCAUAAGUUUACCUCCAAUUUUGCUCCCCAAACACCUUAGUUUGCAGAUAUUUAAAUCAGAGAAGUCAUAUUUUGCUGUAGUAAACCCUUUUGAUGAGUUCAGGUUUUGGAUUGCAGUACAUAGAAUCCUGCCCACAGCCUUAGUUGUGAGUCGGUGGCACAAUGACGGUUGAUUUAAACAUGCCCAAGUCCUCAAACAAAGAACCAGAAUAAAACUUGUCAGAAUUCGACAAAGUAAGCAGCGAGUUAUGUAAAAUGUCCACACAAUGCCCACGCUGCUCAAUGACACUGCAAGCUUUUGAUAACCUUUAAUCACUGAGGUCUUUACAUUGUACUAACCUGUGUUCAGAGCCUGGCUGACAUCUACGGGAGUGUGUCUCUGCCUUUGUAGAUUUAAGGUGGUGACUGUUGCAAGAUGGUAAAGGAAGCCAUAGUGACUCAAGGCAACACCUUUGUAGAUUGACCAAGGCAUGCGAAGGGCUGUUAUAUAUAGAUAUAUAUCUAUAUCAUCAAUUGUUCGGUCACAUUUCAUCUCUCUCACUGCAGAAACAAACAGUUGCCCCACUUUCCAGAACGCAGGAAUACAAAAAAAGAGGAUAGAAAUUUAAAUUUCACAUUGCAUUUAUCAUUGUGUGACAGCUGAAGGAUUUGGGUUUUUAGCUGAUUUGUCCUAUUGGGUCACUCUGCACCACACAGAGGUCAUUGUCUCUCGAGUUGCUCGGAGUCAGCAGAGUGCCAGCCCAGUGAUGAUGGAAGAAUUGAACCUCGUCAGUCUCUGGCUCAUCUUCUGUGCCUCACUAUGUCGCUGUGUGGUUUCCUCCUGAGGUUUGGUCCGCCGGAAUUUCUGCUUUUGUUUUUUGCAUUUCUCCUUCUGGUGUGUUUUUGGGCCAAAAAGGAUCCACCCAAUUUCCCUCCAGGACCGCCAUCCCUCCCUUUUUUGGGAAACAUAUUCAAUAUUGAAUCUAAACAGCCUCAUAUUUACUUAACCAAGCUCGCUGAUGUUUAUGGGAAUGUGUUCUGCAUACGUCUGGGGAGACACAGAACCGUGUUUGUUUCUGGGUGGAAGAUGGUGAAAGAGGCCAUAGUCACACAGGCCGACCACUUUGUGGACCGGCCUUACAGUCCAAUGGUGACCAGAAUUUAUUCAGGGAACUCAGCAGGUCUUUUCUUCAGUAAUGGGAAGGUGUGGCGGCGACAGCGGCGUUUUGCCAUGUCCACGUUAAGAACCUUCGGCCUGGCCAACAGCUCCAUGGAGCAGAGCAUCUGUGAGGAGAGUCGCCAUCUGCAGGAGGCGCUGGAGAAGGAGAAAGGAGAGCCAUUUGACCCUGUGCCCCUGAUAAACAACGCUGUGGCCAACAUCAUCUGCCAGAUCGUGUUUGGGAGACGCUUCGACUACACCGACCACAACUUCCAGAGCAUGCUGAGGAAUCUGACCGACAUGGCCUAUCUGGAGGGCUCUAUAUGGGCCCUGCUAUACGACGCAUUCCCAGCAGUCAUGAAACAUGUGCCUGGUCCUCACAACGGCAUCUUCAGGAGCUCCAGGUCUUUGGAGGCAUCCAUCAGAGCAGAGAUAGAGCGGCAUAAGUUGGAUCUGGACCCCACAAACCCACGAGAUUACAUCGACCUCUUCCUCAUCGAGGAGAAACACAGCAAAAACCGGGACUUGGGUUUUGAUGAGGGCAACCUCGUUCUGUGUUGUCUGGAUCUGUUCCUGGCUGGGAGCGAGACCACUUCCAAGACCCUGCAGUGGGGCCUUGUCUACCUCAUCAAGAGCCCUCACAUUCAGGCCAAAGUGCAGGCAGAGAUAGACGGAGUGAUCGGACCGACCCGCCACCCCACGAUGGCUGACAGACCCAACCUGCCCUUCACCGACGCUGUAAUCCACGAGAUCCAGAGGGUGGGAAACGUUGUUCCUCUCAAUGGACUCAGAAUGGCCGCCAAGGACACCACGCUGGGUGGCUACUUCAUACCCAAGGGAACCUCGGUGAUGGCCAACCUCACCUCGGUGCUCUUUGACCCGGCUGAGUGGGAGAAGCCGGACUCCUUCCACCCGGCUCACUUCCUGGAUGCUGGAGGGAGGUUUGUGAGGAGGGAAGCGUUUUUACCUUUUUCUGCAGGAAAAAGGGCGUGUCUCGGUGAAGGACUCGCGAGGGCAGAGCUCUUCCUCUUCUUCGUCACUCUGCUGCAGAAAUAUCACUUCACCACUCUGGAGGGGGUCGAGCUGAGAGGAGACGGCGUCAUUGGAGCGACUCGCACGCCUCAUCCCUUUAAGGUCUACGCUGAAGCUCGCUGAAUCCUCGUAUCUACGAAUAUAGACGCAUAUCUACGUGAAUCGAUGAUACAUACUAGUUAUCGUUGGUGACUCUUCAGGAUCUCUGCUGCAGCGCGAUGAUUGUAUAUGAUACAUUCACACAUAAUGAUGUAAUAGCAUUUUAUUUAAAGUGAAGAAAGCUAAGCGGUCACAAUAACCUUUGACCUCUGAAACUGAAGAACAGGAGAAUGUCCAUAUUAUAAUUAAUAGGACUCAUUUGCAUACUGCUGCUUCAUUGUCACAUGCAAAAGCUUGAAUAAAUAAAGUCAUUUGUGUUGAUGUGAAA
Molecule: messenger RNA, 2675 nt
Organism: Gasterosteus aculeatus aculeatus (three-spined stickleback)
Lineage: Eukaryota; Metazoa; Chordata; Actinopteri; Perciformes; Gasterosteidae
Product: cytochrome P450 2J6
Biological process (GO): xenobiotic metabolic process
Cellular component (GO): intracellular membrane-bounded organelle; cytoplasm
Molecular function (GO): oxidoreductase activity, acting on paired donors, with incorporation or reduction of molecular oxygen, reduced flavin or flavoprotein as one donor, and incorporation of one atom of oxygen; heme binding; iron ion binding
Source: RefSeq, a predicted model, not a curated record